This is a messenger RNA of Leguminivora glycinivorella, 1683 nucleotides long. Its product is annotated as zinc finger protein 624-like. Gene Ontology annotation, molecular function: RNA polymerase II cis-regulatory region sequence-specific DNA binding; DNA-binding transcription activator activity, RNA polymerase II-specific. The coding region runs from base 207 to 1541 and encodes 444 amino acids. Gene Ontology annotation, cellular component: nucleus. The transcript has 2 exons. Lineage: Eukaryota; Metazoa; Arthropoda; Insecta; Lepidoptera; Tortricidae. The record is from RefSeq and is a predicted model, not a curated record. Gene Ontology annotation, biological process: regulation of transcription by RNA polymerase II.
AAUUUCAUUGUCAAAUCCAGAAGUUUCCAUAGUUCACAGGUGUUUUCUACAAAUAAACAUCCAUUAAAAUUAAGUUUUAGCCAUGUUUUAGCAUUGCUUGUAAUGCCAUCCUAUUCAUAUGUGAUACAAUAUCCAUGAAGAAAGUUUGUGCCUUUGUAUGUGGGAUACAACCUUAAUUCUGUACCUCAAAACUGUUUAACCUUAGGAUGGAGUCGCCAAUGUUACUCAACACAGAGAGUGUUAGCGUGAAGGCUGAACCCUGUGAGGAUGAUACUAUACCUGAUGAGCCCACGUUUGUGGAAAUAGAGCCCUUACUGAAUACAGUUUACGUAAAAGAUGAGGUAAACUAUGAGAGCGUGUCUAUAAAAGACGAGCCAUCUUCAGAUGUGUGUGUAACAGACUCUAAACAUCAUCGUGUAUCUAUAAAGACAGAACCUUUGUGCUCAGGUGCGAGUGUAAAAGACGAGCCAUCUUCAAAUGUGUGUGUAAAAGAGUUUAAACAUCACGGUGUAUCUAUAAAGACAGAACCUUUGUGUUCAGAUGUGAGCGUAAAAGACGAGCCAUCUUCAAAUGUGUGUGUCAAAGAGUCUAAACAUCAUGGUGUAUCUAUAAAGACAGAACCUUUAUGCUCAAAUGUAGGAGACGAAUCUAAAUUCUACGGUGUAUCUAUAAAUACAGAACCUUUUUGCUCAAAUACAAAUGUAAAAGAGUCCAAUUGUCAUGAUAUAUCUAUGAAGUCCGAACCUUUGUGCUCAGAUACAAAUGUAAAAGACGAACCACUCGUCGGGAGCGGGCCGGAGCUGUACACUGAACAUGCCAUGAAAGAUGAGCUUGUGCUUGACCCCAUGCUAUGUCACGCAACAACAGGUCGAAUUCGGAAGAAAUUGAGAACCAAACUUAAAACUUAUCAAUGUGACCACUGUGAAUAUACAACAUCUAGAAAAAUAGGUUUUGAUCGACAUUUAAGGAAGCAUAAUCAGCCAUACACACCGGAUGAAUGCGAUUUUGCCAGCGACGAUCAGUCACAAGAUCAAGCAAUGACACACACUGGUGAAAAGCCAAAAAAAAGUAAUUUACAAAGUGAUAAACAGAAUCACAACGAGGACAAACCUUACGAGUGUGACCAGUGUAGUUAUUCUGCCAGUCAUGAAAAAGAUUUGGUAAUUCACAUGAGGAAACACACAGGGGAAAGACCGUUCAAGUGUAAUCAGUGUGAUCAUGCUACUAUCAGUCAAAAAUAUUUGCAAGCGCAUUAUAAGAGACACGAUAGUAGCGCAAAACCUUACAAGUGUGAUCAGUGUAAAAAUGCUUAUACUUCCAAGAGAGGUUUAGAAGACCAUAAACUGAUGAUUCAUAUUAAAGCUGGCAGCAUGCCUGCAACAGAUGGCAUUAGUGUCAGUACCAGUAUUUCUGGUAAAACACUCUAUAAAUGUGGUAAGUGUCCUUAUGUUAACAGCCGCAAGUGGUACGUACAACUGCAUGCAAUAAAUGCACAUAGUUCUGAAGAAAAACCGUACAAGCUGUAUCAUCUCUAUUCAUAAGAUGGUAAAGGCACACGGACACUGGCGAUCAAAUAUAUGAAAGAGGCGCGUUCCUAGCACACAGGCUAAGUUCGUGUAGGUGAACGCGUACUACGCUUGUAUGAGUGAAAUAUGACAGGUCGACUGUUCGCGUUCUUGAGGC